ACCUGCUUAUUCUCCUUAUGGCCUGUCCGUCUAUACGACCCCACGGUCUGCAUGCACGGCACGCACCCAAACAACAAGGUCAUAAAUGGCCAAAAGUGGGCACCGCCUCAAAUCGCUUUGAUCGCGACAUAAGCGACAAAAGCACUGGCCACGCUCGGCUCAAGCAUGUUCUACCUGACUUCAAAAGCGCCCGGGCUUGGUGGUGAACGCAUCAGCGCUUUCCCUCCAGUGCCACUAAAAUGUCUCUCCUCCCUCAGUCACCUUCCCCGCAAAGCCAAGUGGCCGCCACCCAGUCCCUGCGUCGUGACCCUGCGCAAGUGCUCCCGCUCGAGCUACUAAGCAUAAUAUUUCAGAUCUGCGUCGACGACUGUGGCAUGACGCCGCUUCGCUUGACCCAUGUCUCUCACUGGUGGCGCGAUCUGGCUAUUGGCUUGCCUCAGCUCUGGACACACCUUCGUAUCCCUUGCCCCCACGUCGGCCAAGGGCCGCAUGGACACUGCGCGCAGAUAUGCUCAGACUGGAUCACGCGUAGCGGCCCUCAUCUUGUCUCCAUCCAGCUCCCUCCCCAUGAACAGGACUCGUGCAUGGCCGAAUUACUGGCCAAGCACGUCCUCGCCGCAAAUGGGCAGAAGAUAACCGCGCUCGAGCUACACUUGCCGGGAGAGGGAGCCGAGCCGCCUAGCCCGACAGCGCUGAGCUUCCUAAACCUACCUCACAGCUCGUUCCCCGCCCUCGAGGAACUGACCCUCUAUGUCAAUUUUGACGCACAUGCGUUCACCUACCGCGCCAACAUUGCCACGUCCUUCAACGGCUCGCCCCUUCGGCAUCUGGACCUCAAGUAUCACAGUUGGUAUGCAAAUUCUACCCCGGACCAAGUGUUGGAUCUUGACUGGGGAAGGCUGGAAUCGUUCGCUCUCUACGACUCACCGAGCCUGUGGUGGGACGUCGAGGGCAUGACGUGUUUCGUCUUGACGGAACUACGAAACAUCACUUUUCUCACCCUCACUGUGCUUUCAGACGUCGGCGUCAACGCAUCAGACGUCCUGGAGCGCGCCACAUUUCCCAACUUGCGCAUCUUCAGGCUUACGACAGAAAUCGACUGCGAGGACUUGGAGUGCAACGACAAGGUCUUCUACCAGGCGCUGGAGUGCCCUAAGCUCGAAACGGUCGAGCUGACACUCUCCAGCGCGGACAUGGACGAGAUCGAGGCCAAGUUCUUCGACUCGGGCUUCUUCAGCGACGUGGGCUUCCGUCGAACAUCGCUCGCGCACCUGCGCUCUCUCUAUCUUCGGAAUUACGCCGGAAUAUCGACGCAGCAGCUGCUCGACGUCCUCGAGGAGACUCCGAUGCUGGAACAGCUCGAGCUCAUCGAUUCUAUCCGGAUUCAGCCCACGUUCUACGAGCGCCUCGCGGUUCCAGCCACGCUCGUGCCGCGCCUGCGCUUAUUGAAAAUCAAGUACCCUAUCGAAUCGGUGGCGGACAUGCUCAGCAUGGCACCAGCCAUCGAGGCGAUGCUGCGAGGGCGGUGGGAUGCGCAGAACCUCGCGAAGCCGGGGGUGUCGCUGCUGCAGGCUGUCUCCAUCGCCUCUUUGAGGUUCAGCUACGACGCUGCGUGGCACCUUGAGUGCCCAGCUCGAUUGUCAACGCUCAGACCUGUCGGCCAAUGCCGUCACCUACUUUCUCUCGAGAUCCUCAGCGAAGUAUUUUGCUACGCUGUCGAGGGCUACCGCUCUGCCGUCGACGGUGGGACAUCUCCGCUUCGUUUGACGCACGUCUGCGUUUUGUGGCGCGACAUCGUCCUCGCUUCGCCCCGUCUCUGGACGCAUCUCCGGAUUCCAUGCCCCCAUCGCGGUCAGGGCCCUCACGAGGACUGCGUCCGGAUGUGCAACACAUGGAUCAAGCUCAGCGGAGAGCAUGACGUCUCAAUCGAACUGCCGCGCUACGAGGAGGACUCGUGCAUGACUGGUCUGCUAGCCGAGAGGGUUUUAGCGCUGAAAUCCAAUGCGCAGAGGAUCACCAAGCUCGAUCUUCACCUCCCGGGAGAAGAGGGGAAACCCGGCAGGGAGUCCUUGCUGAGCUUCCUCACCUUGCCCUACGACAGCCUUCCGGCCCUCAAAGACCUGCGCCUCAUUAUCGAGUUCACCCUCAGCUGUACCGACACUAUCAUCACGUCCUUCGAUGGUUGUGUGGAGCAUAUCAGUCUCGACUAUUUCUGUGACGAGCAAGGUGAUAAAGGACCAAGCGACCUGUUCGAACUGCAGUGGGACUGCAUCGAAUCGCUGGACCUGCGUUUCAACUUUUACACGUCGCCCGACCUUGCCUUGGAAUUCGUGUCAGCUCUCGACGAUAUCAGGCGUCUCACCAUCACGAUCGACACCUUUGACGACUUGACUGCCCGGGAGUCGACUUCCCUCAACGAAUGUAGACAUUUGAGGGACCUGCAAUAUCUGGAGGUGAAGUCUCGCUGCCUCAACGAUACGGACAGCGAGAAGCCAUUCUGGGAAGCCUUUUCGUGCCCCAGACUCGAGACGCUUGUCGUCCGUGCGAGUGCUCCGAGCAUGGUCCAUUGCAGUAUCUUCGACAGCGAGCACUUCAGGACGACAUCGCUCUCCAGAUUGCGCGUCCUGCGCAUCCAAGAAUAUGUAGUCGUACCAUGCGAAGGGGUGAUCCAGGUUCUCAAGUCGACGCCCAUGCUGGAAGAGCUGGCCUGUAGCCUACUCGCUGGGGAUCAUUUCGCCUUUUUCCAGCAGCUUGCACACCCGACCACCCUCGUCCCUCGCCUUCGAAAGGUCGAUUUCGAUCACGAUUGCUACGAAGAACAGGACUUCAAUGCCGUCGUUCGGGGUAUCGAGGUACUUCUACGUGGGCGGUGGGGGGACGUCAGCUCGCCGCUGAAAGACGUGAGCAUUUAUGCAAGCUCGGACAAUUACGAGUUCGAGCCGGCAUGGGUGGACUCACUGAGGGAGCUGCCGAGCCUGGAUGAUGCAAAUUGGAGUGUGGGACCGGCGAGUCAGAUUAUGGAUUGCGAUACACUAUGUGAAGAUUUAGCAAGCGUUUCCUUGUCGACCUCGAUGGAAAUGUAGUAGGUUUGAGAAUUAGUUGAGUUUACGUGCGAUAGAAUGUAGGAAUAU
Schizophyllum commune H4-8 is the source of this 3131-nucleotide messenger RNA. RefSeq lists its product as uncharacterized. The coding region runs from base 240 to 3083 and encodes 947 amino acids. The transcript has 3 exons. The record is from RefSeq and is a predicted model, not a curated record. NCBI's taxonomy places the organism in Eukaryota, Fungi, Basidiomycota, Agaricomycetes, Agaricales, Schizophyllaceae.